GGACCACGAAUAAAAUUCUCAGCAACAAAUUCGCGACGGGAAAAAAUACAUAAAAAUCUAUUAGAAAAUAAAUACGCGUAAAAUAGAAUUAUCAAGGCGAAGCAAAAAAAAAAAUACAAUAAAAAAAUAAAUAGAAAAAUAAACGGAAAAAAAGCACGGAAAAUCUGAAUGAAAGAACUUUUUCGACAACUUCCCCCGACGGUGCUAAUGUGCAAAGUUUUGUGUUUUCAUCAGCAGCAACGUUAAGAGAAGCGGGAAAAACAAGCAAAGAAUUCACGGCAAAUUAUUUAAAAAGAGUGUGCGAACAGACGGGCGACGACAUCGUGCCCUGGAGAAUUUAACAGCAAUAACACCGGAAAAGAAAAUAAACCACCAGAGGGAAUAGUCUAGAAAAGUCCGAAGGACCGCAAGCAGUUCAAGCGACUACGAAAUGCCGUUUGUGACGCCCCGUGCGGGGACGAGCAGUGCAAGCAGUGCGCCCGGCGGACGCACCACAUUCCGUCCGCCAUGGGUUAAGGACGACGGCGGCACCACUGCCACCAGCAGCACCACAAAGCCCACUGCCACACCGUGGGCGAAGAAAACAGCGACGACAACGACCGCCACUCCGACGACCAAGGAAAAUGGAGAGAAGUCCACUGCAACCAAGCCAAAGGCAACUGCUACUACCACGGCAGCCGCGAAGAAAACCCCGACCACUGAACCGGCCAAGAAGGCGGCAGAGCCUGUAAAGAAAUCUUCACUGGCCACAAGCACAACUGCGACCAAGAAGACACCGGAACCUGUAAAUACCAAGAAAGCACCGGAGCCAGUCAAGAAAGUGGCGCCCACCGUGGGGCCCAAGAAGCCAGUAGCCACCACUUCAGCGCUUAAAAAGAAGAAGGAGCCGACACCACCACCCGAAUCCUCCUCCGAGGAAGAAGAAAGCGAGGAGGAGGAAGAGACCGAAGAGGAGACCGAGUCUGAAGAGGAGGAAAGCGAAGAGGAGAGUGAGUCCGAAGAGGAGGAGAGCGAGGAGGAAGAGGACACCACCGUGGACGAGAAGGUGCCCGAGCACGUGAAGAAGGCGGCCCAACUGCGACCCACCACUGUCAACAAGAAGCCGGAACCGGAAAGUGAGUUGAGCCAACGUUUUACCGUGGAGAAACCCAAAUUACGCAGCGUGGUGGUCAAGCGGGAUAAGUCCUUGAAAAAGAUGGCCACCGAGGACGACGACGAGGCUGAGGAGGGCGAAACGGAGGAGGAGCGCGACCGGCGGCGCCGUUUUAAAUUGGAGAAGCCCAAGCUGCGGCACGUCAAGCGCGAGGAGAAGCCAUUGCCCAGCAAGAGCACCGACGACCUGGCCAAAAUCCGGCCCGUGCUCAAGAAGGUACCCAAGAUCGAUGAGCUCCUCAAAGAGCCGAAAGAGGAGCCCAAGCCCGAGUUCACGACCAAGACCCUACGCAAAGCGUCCAUUAAGCGCGAGCCGAGCAUCAAGAGCGUUCCCGCCCCGCCGCCGCUGCCCUCGCUGGUGCCCAAGGCCCCGCCACCGCCGCCCCCGCCCCUAGCCCCCGGCGAGAAGAGAGUGCUCAGCAGCACACAGAAGGAGACCCUCGAGAAGCUCAGGACUCGACCCCGAAGGCGCCCCGACUGGUCCGAGAUGAUGAAGGAGGUGGAGAGCGGCAAGAAGCUGCGCCAUGUGGCCUGCAACGAUAGAUCUCAGCCCAUCCUGACGUGCAAGUCGAUAACCAAGCUGGACGACAAGUUCAUCUACGAGACGGAGAAGGGCAACUCGCACAACAAGCUGCUCAAGCAGAUCCAGGGCGGCAUCAAGUUGAAGCCAACCAAGACCAAUGAUCGCAGCAAGCCGGUGCUAGACGGUCUGCGCAAGUUCCGCCGACAGAUGACCAUCGAGGAACAGCUGCAGAAGUCGCAGUCCAAGAUCAACAUGCUCAGCGAGGCGCCCAGCAGCCAUGCGCUCGGACCGGGCAGUGCCACGGCCUUGGGAGCCGGCGGAUCACGGCCCAGCAUCGUAUCGGCCAUGUCCAUCGACGAGGAGAGUCCCGACGAGCUGGAUGACAUCGACAAGAUCCGCGACGAUCUGCAGAGCACCAAACAAAUGCUGGCUCUGGAACUGCGCAACCGCGAGGCGCAGGAUCGCGAGAACAAGAAGCUGCUGGCCAAAAUCCGCACCCUAGAGACCGAACUGGAACGGGAGAAAUCACGCGAAAAGAAUCUCGAGUACGGAUCCAAUGUGAUUGUGGCCACCAUGGAUCCCACGCCCACCGCCGAACAGACCUACGUCAACUCCCUAAAGCGCGAAGUGGAGGACGCACGCAAGGUGUCCAAGGAGGUGGAGCAGAACUAUCAGAGCACCGCCGAGCAGCUGGUGGAGGCCAAGACGGAAAUCGAGGAGCAGCGCCGCCAGAUUCAGUUGCUCGAGCGCAAGCUAGCAGCAGCUCUGCAGGCGACACCAAGCACUAACAGACCGCACAUUAGUAAUUGCUUUGCUUACGACGACGACGACUACGACGAUUGCUUCCACUACGACCACUACCAUGCAGCACGGCACCAGGGCGGUGGAUCCUUAGACGGGUCGCGUCGACCCAGCGAUGCCAAUUUCGGAAGGGAUAGCUCGCCGGAACUGGAGCCUGAGGUCAGCGAAAGCGAUCCUGAUGAGCCGGAGGAGAAGAAGGUGGAGCGCAGGGAGCGUCGCUCUGGCAAGGAGUUGAAGAUCCUGCGCAGCAAGCUCACCAAACUGAAGGUCAAGGAGGAGGCGGCCAAGAAGGAGAAGGACGCCCUUAAGCAAGCCAUGAAGAAGAACCAGGGGAUCCUCAAGGAGGAGAACAAGAAGUUCAAGAAGCUGGAGAAGGAGGUGCAGAAGAUGGCUGCCUCCAUGAAGCUGGACGAGGACGAUGUGGACGGCGAGGAGAAGGACGAGGACGAGGAGGAGGCCGAGGAGGAGCACGCCAGCGAGGAGGAGGAGGAAUCCGACGACGAGUCCGAGGAGUCCGAAUCGGAGGAAAGUGAAGCGGAGACGGGCAGCGAGUCCGAGCCAGAGGACUCGCCCAACUCCGCGAAGAAGGCGAAUGUGGAGCCGCGGGUGAAGAAGCACGAGAGCCGGUUCGCGGCGAUGAAGAAGUGCAAUGUGCUGCUCCAGGCGAACGUCGACAAUUUGCAGGAUCAAAUUGUGCAGGUGCGAUCGCGGGCCACCAAUCUGCAGGACGAACUGGACGCGGUUAUUGCCGAUUUGGGCUUUUAGUCCUUCAGCUUGUCUUCCGUUUCUGUUUCCGUUCCUUGCUCUGUUUUUUUCGAGUGUGUGUGCUUCGAGAAUAUAAACAUAAACAAUAAUAAACAAACAAACAAACGAAAAA
Messenger RNA from Drosophila santomea, 3353 nucleotides. It is a transcript of the gene sals, whose product is annotated as DNA ligase 1. Lineage: Eukaryota; Metazoa; Arthropoda; Insecta; Diptera; Drosophilidae. Gene Ontology annotation, molecular function: actin binding. The record is from RefSeq and is a predicted model, not a curated record. Bases 431 to 3241 code for a protein of 936 amino acids. The transcript is spliced from 8 exons.